UCCGCCCGUUCCGCCCCUCGCCGUUCCCCUCUCCCCCCUCCAGAGUUUAUAUUUUUGAUUUUUCCCACUUCUCCCGUUUUUCCCCCCGCCAUGUCGGAGUCGCUGGGCUGGUGCGUGGAGGCCGUGCGGGCCGCGGCCGAGCCGGCGCUGUCGCGGGCGCUGGUGGCGCUGCGCGGGCGGCACACGCGGCGGGCCGGGGGCCCCGCGCGGUUCCGGGAGCGCGGCGGGCUCGGGCCGCUGCUGGAGCUGGUGCGGCCCGAGCAGCCCCGGCGGGUGCUGGAGCUGGCGCUGAGCGUGCUCGGCAACUGCUGCACCGAGCCCGGCUGCCGGCGGCAGGCGCGGAGCCUCGGAGGGGUGCAGCGGCUCGUGUCCAUCCUGGCGCUGACCGCUGCCCCCGAGAGCGUCCGGAAUCGCACCGCUCGGACUUUGGCCAACCUGGCCCUGGAGCCGGACGGGGCCCGCGAUGUGCUAGACGCCGGUGCCGCGCCCCUGCUGAUCUCCCUCACCUCCACCUGCAGCACCCCGGCCUGCCUGACCAGCGCCGCCCGCGCCCUUCGCAUCCUGGGUACCCCCCAAACCCCCCCAAACCCCCCCAAAACCUCACCCCGCGCCCCCCCUCUGCCUGACCCCGCCCGUGUCCGAGCGGCCGCGGCUCUGGCCGGACGUCUGACCGCUCUGCCCCCCGGGCACCCCUCGUGCCCGGCGCUGGCGCGGGCGCUGCGGGGGCUGCUGGUCACUCCGUGCCCGGCGGCCGUGGCCGAGGCCGUGACCCCCGCCCUGGCCGCUCUGGCCGCUCUGGCCGCCCGGCCGGCGCUGGACGCCCGGGGCUGGGCUCUGGCCGUGCUGGCGGCGGUCAGCGGCCGAGGGUGGCUGCGGCCGGCCCUGGGAGCCGCCGGAGCCGUGGAGGCGGCGGUGGCCGCGGUCAGGAGGGGGUUAAAAGGGGCUGGGGGCGCCCACGGGGAAUUUGGGGAGGGGGGUGGGUUUGAGGGGGGUGAUCCUGAAUUGAGUGGGGGUCCUGAAUUGGGUGAGGGUCCUGAAUUGGGUGAGGGAGACAAAUUUGGGUGUGAUCCUGAAUUGGGUGGGGGUCCUGAAUUGGGUGAGGGUCCUGAAUUGGGUGAGGGUCCCAAAUUUGGGUGUGAUCCAAAAUUGGGUGAGGGUCCUGAGUUUGAGGGUGAUCCUGAAUUGGGUGAGGGACACAAAUUUGGGUGUGAUACUGAAUUGAGUGGGGGUCCUGAAUUGAGUGGGGGUCCUGAAUUGAGUGGGGGUCCUGAAUUGAGUGGGGGUCCUGAAUUGAGUGAGGGUCCUGAAUUGGGUGAGGGACACAAAUUUGGGUGUGAUCCUAAAUUGGGUGGGGGUCCUGAGUUUGAGGGUGAGCCUGAAUUGAGUGGGGGUCCUGAAUUGGGUGAGGGUCCCAAAUUUGGGUGUGAUCCUGAAUUGAGUGGGGGUCCUGAGUUUGAGGGUGAUCCUGAAUUGGGUGGGGGUCCUGAAUUUGGGGAUGAGGGUCCUAAAUUUCAGGGUGGUCCCAAAUUGGGUGAGGGUCCUGAAUUUGGGGGUGAGGGUGUUAAAUUGGGUGAGGGUCUUGAAUUGGGUGAGGGUCCCAAAUUUGGGAGUGAUCCUAAAUGGAGUGGGGGUCCUGAGUUUGAGGGUGAUCCUAAAUUGGGUGGGGGUCCCAAAUUUGGGUGUGAUCCUAAAUGGAGUGGGGGUCCUGAGUUUGAAGGUGAUCCUAAAUUGGGUGAGGGUCCUGAAUUUGGGGAUGAGGGUCCUAAAUUUAAGGGUGGUCCUAAAUUGGGUGAGGGUCCUGAAUUUGGGGGUGAGGGUGUUAAAUUGGGUGAAGGUCCCAAAUUGGGUGGGGGUCCUAAAUUGGAGGGUGGGGGCCCCAAAUUUGGCAGUGAUCCUAAAUUGGGUGAGGGUCCCAAAUUUGGGGGUGAUCCUAAAUUAGGUGGGGGUCCUAAAUUGGGUGAGGGUCCCAAAUUUGAGAUUGGGGGUCCUAAAUUGGGUAGGGGUCCUGAAAUUAAGGGUCCCGAAUUGGGUGGGGGUCCCAAAUUGGGUGAGGGGUCUGAAAUUAAGGCUGGGGGUCCCCAAGUUAAUUUUGGGGGUCCCAAAUUGGUUGGGGGUCGCCCCCAACCCCCCCAAUUUGGGGGCGGUGGUCCCCAAAUGAACGGGGGUCCCCAUUUGAAUGGGGGGCCCAAAUUUGGGUCUGGGGGUUCUGAAUUAGGUGAAAAUCCCAAAUUUGAGUCUGGGGGUUCCAAACACAGGACCAAGCGUCCCAAAUUCGACUCUGGGGGUCCCCAAUUUGAGUCUGGGGGUCCCCAAAUCCCCUCCCAGAGCCCCAAAAUCUCCUCUGGGUCUCCCCGAAUUGAGUCUGGGGGUCCCGAAUUUGAGUCUGGGGGUUCCAAACCCAGGACCAAACGUCCCAAAAUCGACUCUGGGGGUCCCCAAUUCCGGUCUGAGCCCCCCAAAACCCCCUCUGAGACCCCCAAAUUCCCUUCUGGGGGUCCCCAAAUUCAGUCUGAGCCCCCCAAAUUCCCCUCUGAGACCCCCAAAUUCUCCUCUGGGGGUCCCCGAAUUGAGUCUGGGGGUCCCAAAACCUCCUCCAAAGUCCCCAAAAUCCCCUCUGCACCCCCCAAAUUCUCCUCUGGGGGUCCCCAAAUUGAGUUUGAGACCCCCAAAGUCCCCUCCAGGGGUCCUAAAAUUGAGUGUGUGACCCCCAAAUUCCCCUCUGGGGGUCCCCAAUUCUGGUCUGCACCCCCCAAAAUCCCCUCUGAGCCCCCCAAAACCCCCUCUGAGACCCCCAAAUUCCCUUCUGGGGCUCCCCAAUUCCAGUCUGAGACCCCCAAAACCCAAAUUGCGCCCCCCAAAUCCCGCUCCGGGGGUGCCCAAAUUGAGUCUGGGGGUCCCAAAAUGUCCUCUGGGACUCCCCAAUUCCAGUCUGAGACCCCCAAAAUCCAACCCGCGCCCCCCAAAACCCCCUGUGCACCCCCCAAAUCCCGCUCCGGCGGUCCCCAAAUUGAGUCUGGGGGUCCCAAAAUCUCCUCUGGGGCUCCCAAAUUCGAGUCUACACCCCCCAAAUUCCCCUCUGGGGGUCCCCAAAUUGAGUCUGAGACCCCCAAACCCCCCUCUACCUCCCCCAAAACCCAAUCUGCAGCCCCCAAAUCCCACUCCGGGGGUCCCCAAAUUGAGUCUGCGCCCCCCAAACCCCCCUCUACCUUCCCCAAACCCCACCCCACGCCCCCCAAACCCCACCCCACGCCCCCCAAACCCCCCCGUGCCCCCCCCAAACCCCUCUCCACCUCUCCCCAAAUUGAGUCUGGGGGUCCCAAAAUCUCCUCUGGGGCUCCCAAAUUCGAGUCUACACCCCCCAAAUUCCCCUCUGGGCGUCCCCAAAUUGAGUCUGCGACCCCCAAACCCCAAUCCACGUCCCCCAAAUUCCCCUCUGGGGCUCCCCAAUUCCAGUCUGAGACCCCCAAACCCCCCUCUGAGACCCCCAAACCCCCCUCCAAGACCCCCAAAUCCCGCUCCGGGAGUGCCCAAAUUGAGUCUGAGACCCCCAAAAUCCCCUCUGCGCCCCCCAAAUUCCCCUCUGAGACCCCCAAACCCCACCCCACGCCCCCCAAACCCCAAUUAACGCCCCCCAAACCCCACCCCACGCCCCCCAAGCCCCCCUCCAGCGCUCCCCCAAUUGAGUCUGGGGGCGGCCCGCUGGACUGCGCUAUCCGGGCGCUGUGCCUGCUGUGCCGCGAGGCGGUGAACCGGGCGCGGGUGCGGCGCUCGGGGGGCCUGGGGGCGCUGCUGGCCGUGCUGCGGGAGCCGCGGGCGCGGCGCUGGCACGGCGCGGUGCUGCUGGCCCUGGCCGCCUUCUCCUGGGACCCGCCCGCGCUGCGGGCCCUGGACGCGGCCGGGCUGGUGCCGCUGCUGGCCCGGAGGCUGCCCCGAGGGGUCCCCGAGGAGGAGGAGGAGGAGGAGGAAAAGGAGGAAGAGGAGGCGAAGUCGGCGGAUCUGCCCCGAGAUUUGGGGGUUGGGAGCGGCGGGGAGGCGGCGGCGGGGAGCUGGAGGGGGUUGAGCUCCUGGCUCUCCUCUACCUCCCCCACCACCCGACCCCGCCCGCCCCUCCCCCCCACCCUGGCCACCCUGGCCCUGCCCCAAAUCCCCCCGACCCUUUUGGGGGACCCCAAACUGCCCGAGACCCCCGUGCUGCUGCUGCUGGAGCGCCUGGCCGAGCCCCCCUGCCCCUCCCCCUCCCUCCCCUCCCCCACCCUGGUCUCGGCCAUUUUGGGGUACCUGGCGGGGGUCCCCCGCCCCUCCCCCCGCGCCCCCCGCCUGCUGCAGCUUUUGGUGGAAAAUCCCCAAUUUUUGGGGCUCCUCCUCCGCGGCUUCGUCCCGUCCCUCAUCCACUCCUGGCUGGUUUUGGGGGUCCCGCCCCAAAAGUGGCUGCGGGAGGUGGGGGAGGGGAGGGACCCCCGCCCCAAAAAUACCCCCAAAAAUCCCCAGCCCGGACCCCCCCGGGAGAGGAGGGAGAGGCUGAAGGAGCUGGGCGAGGCCCUGCUGCGGAGUUUGGGGGCGACGGCGGCGGCGCCGUUCGGGGUGGGGGUCCUGACCCACGGCCUGAGGUGUGGGACCCCCCCCGCCCGCCUGGCCUGCGCCACCGCCCUGGUCCUGCUGGCCAGGCCGGGCUCGGCGCUGUGGGCGCUGCUGUGGGGCGGGGGAGGGGCGCUGCCGCUGCUGCUCGGAGCCGCCGCCCGGGGCGGGGGAGGGGCCGCCCCUCCCCCCUUCCUCCUCUACGCCGCCGCCGCCAUCGGGGAGCUGAGACGGCACCUGGGACAGGUGAACGGCCACGGGGACAGCGGUGACACCAACGGGGACCUGGGGGACACCUGGGGACACCUGGACACCUCUGGGGACACCUGGGACGCACCUGGGGACAUCCAAAAUGGACCUGGGGACAUCCAAAACGGACCUGGGGACAUCCAAAACGGACCUGGGGACAUCCAAAACGGACCUGGGGACAUCCAAAACGGACCUGGGAACACCUGGGACGCAUCUGGGGACACUGAGGAUGCACCUGAGGACACCUGGGACACACCUGGGGACACCUGGGACCCCCUGGACACACCUGGGGACAUGCAGGACACACCUGGGGACACCUGGGACGCACCUGAGGACAUCCAAAACGGACCUGGGGACACCUGGGACGCAUCUGGGGACAUCCAAAAUGGACCUGGGGACAUUGAGGACACCUCUGGGGACACCUGGGACCACCUGGACACACCUGGGGACAUUGAGGACGCACCUGAGGACACCUGGGACACACCUGGGGACACCUGGAACCACCUGGACACACCUGCGGACAUCGAGGACACACUUGGGGACAUCGAGGACACACCUGGGGACACCUCUGGGGACACCUGGGACCACCUGGACACACCUGGGGACACCUCUGGGGACACCUCUGGGACGCUCUCACCUGUCCCCAGGUGGCCCCAAAUGUCCCCACCCCCCUGCAAACGUCGACGAAUGUCCCCAAAUUCCCCCCAGGUGUCCCCAAAUGUCCCCCAAAUGUCCCCAAAUUCCAAUUCCUGUCCCCAAACGUCCCCAAAUCCCCCCCACACAUCCUCAAACCCUCCUGAACCCUCCCCAAAAUGUCCCCAAAUGUCCCCAAACCCCCCCGAAAUGUCCCCAAAAUGUCCCCACACAUCCCCAAAUCUCCCCCAAACCUCCCCAAAUUCCCCCCAAACCUCCCCAAAUCCCCCCCACACAUUCCCAAAUCCCCCCGAAACAUCCCCAAAUACCUCCGAACUGUCCCCCAAAUGUCCCCAAACCUCCCCAAACCCUGUUGAACCCUCCCUGAAAUGUCCCCAAAUCUCCCUGAAAUGU
Messenger RNA from Taeniopygia guttata (zebra finch), 5871 nucleotides. NCBI's taxonomy places the organism in Eukaryota, Metazoa, Chordata, Aves, Passeriformes, Estrildidae. The record is from RefSeq and is a predicted model, not a curated record.